UGGUUAAUUAAACAAGUUGCAUGCCAAUAGAAGAAAUCCAGCUGCUGGUUGAUAUAAAAGAAACGGUGGCCAAAGACAGAACAAGGCUUUUCGAUUCAUUGUGAUUUUUGAGACUGACUGUUAUUACCAUGACUGAAUCCGCUCUGGUUUCAUCUCUCGUGGCACUGCUCUGUGCUCUCCUGCCACUCUGUGCUGCUCAAGGCAGCUGCAGGGGCAGAUGCGGCGAGCCGUUCGCCCGUGGCCAGAUCUGCAACUGUGACCACAGCUGUUUUGUCUACGACGAAUGCUGCAAGGAUUUUGAAGAAGUCUGCACUACCAGUGGCUCAUGCAGGGGUCGAUGUGGAGAGCCGUUCCUUCGUGGAAGAGAGUGUAACUGUGAUUCAGACUGUGUCCUCUAUAACACCUGCUGCUCUGACUAUCAUGCACAGUGUGAUGCUUUCUCCAAUCCACAAGCUGCAAGAAGCUCAAUGCUUCACAAACCAACAGAUUAUACGGACCAAUGUAUGGCAUCAUGUCUCGCAGCUCAACCAAGCCCAGAUCUCCGGAUAGAUGGGUCCAGUGCUCUGAACUCUAUGUCUCAAACUGACGCUCCAGCAGUCCUUGCCGGAGCCCCAGUCGCCCUCAGCAUUUAUGCCCCCAUGACCCCGUCUGACGUACCAGCCACUGGCUCCAAUACUUCGGAAGUCCCUCUACCUGACUUAGAUCCGACCUCUGGACCUUCUUCCGGGCAACCCCUAAUUAUUCCUUUACAGGCAUCCCUCUCCAUCAAUGAACAAGGCAAUAGCACUCUUGAUGACAUCACACAGGCAAUGGGCGCAAGCACCCCUGCAGGAUUAGAUGCAAGUUUGAACCCUGACAUCUGCAGCAGCCUUCCUAUUGAUGGGCUGGCAACUCUCUUCAAUGGCACCAUCAUAGUUUUUAAAGGUCACUACUUUUGGCUGCUGAAUCCCAAGACCAGAAGAGUCGGUCCUGCUCGUAACAUCACAGAAGAGCUUGGCAUCCCGUCCCCUAUCGACACUGCCUUCACACGCUGCAACUGUCAGGGAAAGACCUACAUCAUCAAGGGUGAAAACUACUGGGUUUUUGAGAAUGGUGUCAUGGAGUCUGGAUAUCCUCGAUUAGUGUCUAAGGACUUUGGUGGGCUCACUGGUGAGAUCACUGCUGCUUUGUCUAUCCCAGCACUUCGGAAGAGGCCCGAGAUUGUGUACUUCUUUAAGAAAGGAGGAGUGGUUCAGAAAUUCUCUUAUCCACCUGGAAGUGGACCUGCUUGUCCUGGAAAGAGAAGCAAAGAUUCAGUCUACGCCAAGAUCCGGCGUGCAAGACAAGCAGGGAACCAGUUAUCAGGCGAGAUCAACAUUAGCCUCAAAUGGAAGGGUUUCCCCACCCCGGUGACUUCAGCUGUGUCUGUGCCUAACUCCAGAAAGACUGAGGGGUUCGAUUACUUUGUUUUCUCUUGGCCUAAAGUCUACAACAUUAAGAUCAAUGGUGAUCUGCCUACUUUGGCAGCUCCUGCCAGCAGCUCCUCCCAGCAGAAUGAGAUCAGAAGCUGGCUCGACUGUCCCUGAGAGAUCGACACUAACCAGACAUCAGCGACAGCUGCACAGCAACACACAUUUCUUCAUUUAUUUGCAAAACUAAUGAACAUAGCAUCAGCGUAAUUACUCACAAAGUACAAAAU
Messenger RNA from Paramisgurnus dabryanus, 1678 nucleotides. RefSeq names its product proteoglycan 4a (gene prg4a). Gene Ontology annotation, biological process: immune response. The record is from RefSeq and is a predicted model, not a curated record. Gene Ontology annotation, molecular function: polysaccharide binding; scavenger receptor activity. NCBI's taxonomy places the organism in Eukaryota, Metazoa, Chordata, Actinopteri, Cypriniformes, Cobitidae.